GAUCCUAUUUUAUGAAAUUACACUGAAUGCCUGUUCUCUUCCGAGGCACCGUGAGAGCAGUUAGGUGUAUGGAUGGACUAGAGGUGGCCUGCCUGCUGUCUGAUGACGAAUGCACGCAGCUAAAGAGGCACCUCUAGUAAAACGGGGUGUGUACCCACCGUGAGAAAAGGAAUUGAGGACACUAUGAAUAAAGCAUACACAAAGGAGGAAGGGAAGUGUUGAUUCCCUGAAGCAAGCCUGAGUUGGAAGCAAAUUGAGAAGGGUUCAUUUUAUUUAGGUGAAAAGGAUUAAAGGGACAGAAGGAACAGUGUUUAUAAAAACAGUCAGGGAACAGUAGUUAUGUUUGACUGAGCUGAACACAGUUGGCAGAAGAGUGACCAGCAGGUGACACUGAAGAAUUAAAGGGGGAGCAUAUGGAGUGUUGUAACCAUUUAAUAGCCUAAACUUUAUUCUGAGAAUAUAGAAAACCACUAAAAAUCCAAGAUGGCAGCCAGCAGGGGGCUGAUGCAGUAGUUUGGAAGGGUCUCAAAAUGUGAAAUGAAAACUUGAUAACAUCCAGGCUGAUGAAGCUAGUUUAUUGAUUUGGGAAGAGCCAGCCCAAACACCCACCUGGGCUGACCUAGUUAAAGAAUACUCUAAGGACCAUAAAAAAUUAUGUAAGAAUGCUGAACAAUUUGCAAAGAAAUGCAGGGAAAAGCGACCUGUCGAUUAAAAUCUGCCAUGUGUGGCCCCAGCAAGUUAUGGCAGAGACCCCAAUCAGUACAUUCAUAUAUCCCAAAAAGCAGAGUGAUUUGGGGAACUGACAUGUGCUGCCAUCUAUUGUUUGUGGCAGUUACCAACUUUCUACAGUUGUUUUUUUUUUUUUUUUUAAAUCAAAAGUGCUCUAGGUAACCUGUAAAGUAGGACUUAAAAAUCCAGAUGUUGACAGGACAGGAACCUACCACAGAGGGCCUCUGAAAGACUCUACCCUGCAGGGUAUCAAAGCAGAUGCUGAGACUUAUAGCCAAACUUUGGGCAGAGUGCAGGGAAUCUUAUGAAAGAAGUAGGAAAUAGUAAGACCUGCAGAGGACAGAAGCUCCACAAGGAGCUCAACCGAACCAAAAUAUCUGGGCACAAGAGUCUGAGACUGAUACUCCAACCAAGGACCGUUCAUUGAGAUAACCUAGAAUCCCUGCACAGAUGUAGCUCAUGGCAUUUCAGUGUCCAAAACGGGAAAAACCAGAUUGGGAGACAUUUUUAAGGAACAUGGAACAGCCACAUAAUGAGCACUGUUUUUGGGUGAAAUUUCCAGCCAAAUCAUGGUGUUCACCAUCAACUUACUCGACAGCACAGAACCUUAUCUAUUUCCUGAAAAACCCACACUAUGGCAGCCUUCUUCAUGCUGACGGCCAUGGUGAAGUAUGGACAGACUGGAACAAAUCGUCCAAGUUCUCUCAGUACGGGUGGAGAUGCAACACCAAUGAGAACUCAUACUCCAUCCGCACCCUGAUGGGCAACUGGAACCAGGAAAGAUACGACCUGAAGAACAUCGUGACGCCUAAGCCCUUGCCUUCCCAGUUUGGACACUACUUUGAAACAACGUAUGAUGCAAACUACAACAGCAAAAAGCCACAAUCUGCUCAUAGAUUUAAGCGAGAGCCUCAUUGGUUUCCUGGGCAUCAGCCUGAGCUGGAUCCUCCUCAUAACAAAUGCACAGGAAAGUCAAUUUACAUGUCUAGCUACUCAGAGCCUGUACCCACUCAUUACUCGUGGUGUAUAUGUGCUCCAAACAUGAACCGAUGUUAGGAUCCAGGACUCAAAGAAAUAAAAAGUAGCUUCACUUUUUUCUGGAGUAGAUUGUAGAAAGAGGCACUUUCUAAGUAGACUCGGACCUUGCUUUUAAUGUAACUUCUGUCUAAAUAAACCACAGUUCACAAACAAAACAAA
Molecule: messenger RNA, 1926 nt
Organism: Meriones unguiculatus (Mongolian gerbil)
Lineage: Eukaryota; Metazoa; Chordata; Mammalia; Rodentia; Muridae
Gene: Cfap68
Product: cilia and flagella associated protein 68
Exons: 5
Coding region: 1189-1785 (198 amino acids)
Cellular component (GO): nucleus
Source: RefSeq, a predicted model, not a curated record